Molecule: messenger RNA, 426 nt
Organism: Symbiodinium pilosum
Lineage: Eukaryota; Dinophyceae; Suessiales; Symbiodiniaceae
Source: the annotation of a GenBank genome assembly
AUGUUUGUUCACGGGUCGUGCUCCUUUGCUUUCACAAAAUUUCCCGCUGUCAAGGAGACAGGCUGCCUGGGGCCCUGCUCGUCAGGGCCAAACGUUCUAGCAACACCAAGGCCUGCUAGCGACCCUUUGGGUGGUCAAGGCCGAGAAGCUCGCAGCGUCGGCAGAACGCAGCAACCUGCUGGCGUUUGCUUCACGAGCAUCAAGAGUGAGGAGGAUAUGGCUCUUUUGUCCGCGUGGGGCUUCCAAUCCAAUGCCUCCUCAAAUCUCUCAGCGCUACGCCUUCUCAUUCGAUCCACUGGUGCAGAUCAGGUACCAUGGCCUAUCCUCCUGUAUGUUGGCUUCAAUGUGAUCAGGCUUCCAAUUAACAUCAUUUUCCAUGUAGACUUGCUCCAACUCAUCAGUCAGGCUGUGAAGCCUUCCGCGUAG